Hibiscus syriacus is the source of this 2682-nucleotide messenger RNA. Its product is annotated as G-type lectin S-receptor-like serine/threonine-protein kinase At5g24080. Gene Ontology annotation, biological process: protein phosphorylation; recognition of pollen. The transcript is spliced from 5 exons. Lineage: Eukaryota; Viridiplantae; Streptophyta; Magnoliopsida; Malvales; Malvaceae. The coding region runs from base 16 to 2640 and encodes 874 amino acids. Gene Ontology annotation, molecular function: protein serine/threonine kinase activity; ATP binding. The record is from RefSeq and is a predicted model, not a curated record.
CAACUGAUAUAAAAGAUGGCUCAUCAUCAGUUCGAGUCUCUUGAUUAUUGGACUGUGUAUUCCAUGGCUGAUAGCUUUUCUCGUAGUGCUCCGGUGUUGUUUUGGUUGGUUCUGUUUGGAUUCUCCGGCUGCAUUGCCGGCCAAAUCGGUUUGGGCUCGAGGUUGGUGGGCAGUCAGCAGGGACGAGGUUGGGUUUCCGAUAAUGGAACUUUUGCUUUUGGUUUCACCCCGUCGGACAUUCGUUACCGUUUUCUGCUCGGGAUUUGGUUCGCUGAGCUUCCCGGAGAUAGAACCUUAGUCUGGUCGGCUAAUAGAAACUCUCUGGUCACCAAAGAUGCAAUCCUGGAGCUUGACACAACUGGAAAUCUCGUACUGAUGGACGGGGACGACACCGUUUGGACGUCAAACACAUCGGGAAGCCGAGUCGAGUUCGCCGUCAUGUCGGAAUCCGGGAAUUUCAUCCUUUACACGGCCAACAACCGCCCUGCGUGGCAGAGUUUUGCGCAUCCGUCGGAUACACUUCUCCCUAACCAACCCUUCACAGUGUCACUCGAAUUAACAUCAUCGAAAUCGGUCCUCCAUGGCAGCUACUAUGCUCUCAAGAUGCUCCAACAGCCUACUUCAUUAACACUUGCCUUAACGUACAACUUGCCCGAUACAUUUGAUCAUUCCCCUGAAGGUUAUACGAACUACUCCUAUUGGGCUUCACCCGACGUAUCGAAUGUUACUGGCGAUGUCGUUGCGGUUUUAGACGAAGCGGGAAGCUUCGGAAUAGUCUAUGGCCAGUCGUCGAACGGUGCGAUUUAUGUGUAUAAGAAUGAUGGAGACUAUGAUGGCUUAUCUUCAGCUACUAAUAAAUCGAAUGUCCGAUUAGCGGUGCUUCGGAGAUUGAUCAUCGAGACUAAUGGCAAUCUACGUUUGUAUCGAUGGGAUAACGAUGUUAAUGGUUCGCGCCAAUGGGUACCUGAAUGGGCAGCUGUGUCGAACCCCUGUGACAUUGCUGGUAUAUGCGGCAAUGGGGUAUGUAACUUGGAUAGAAGCAAGACAAAUGCUUCUUGUACAUGCUUACCCGGUACUUCCAAGGUAAGCGGUCCAGCUGGUGGAACGUUUUGCUCGUUGAACUCAUCGACGACCGUAAAAUGUGAUUAUCGGAACAGAAAUCGGACCUCAGACUUCAAGAUUGCAACAAUACAACAAACCAACUACUAUUUCUCGUAUUAUUCAGUGUUGGCUAAUUACAGUGAUAUUCCCACGGUCUCGAAGUGUGGGGAUGCUUGUUUAUCGGAUUGCGACUGCGUCGCAUCGGUUUACGGGUUGGACGAUGAGAAGCCAUACUGCUGGGUUCUGAAGAGCUUGGACUAUGGAGGAUUUGAGGACCCUGGUUCGACCAUGUUUGUGAAGGUCAGGUCUAAUGUGUCUUUGGGUCCAGGUGGUGAUAGGUCCGGGUCUGGUUCUAGUCAUGACAAGAUUUUGGUGCUUCCAAUUGUACUAAGCAUGGGUGUCCUUAUUGGCCUACUUUGUCUACUGUUGUAUUACAAUGUUCACAGAAGGAGAUAUUUAAAGAGAUCCAUGGAAAGCUCUUUGAUCUUUGAAGGGGCACCGUUGAAUUUUGGCUACCGAGAUUUGCAGCUCCGUACCGACAAUUUUUCUCAGCUGCUCGGAACAGGAGGAUUUGGAAGUGUAUACAAGGGAAGCCUUUCGGAUGGAACAUUGAUUGCUGUCAAGAAACUCGACCGUGUUUUCCCGCACGGCGAGAAGGAGUUCAUAACCGAAGUGAACACAAUUGGCUCCAUGCAUCACAUGAACUUGGUUCGCCUAUGCGGAUACUGCUCAGAGGGUUCACAUCGUCUUCUGGUGUAUGAGUUUAUGAAAAAUGGAUCCCUGGACAAGUGGAUCUUCCCUUCCUAUCAGUGCCGGGAUAGGAUGUUGUAUUGGCCGAUUCGGUUCGAUAUCAUCAUUGCGAUCGCACGAGGGAUUGCGUACUUUCACGAGCAAUGCAGAAACAGGAUAAUACACUGCGACAUCAAGCCGGAAAAUAUCCUCUUGGACGAGAAUUUUUGCCCCAAAGUAUCCGAUUUCGGACUAGCCAAGUUGAUGGGAAGAGAGCACUCGCGUGUUGUCACUAUGGUAAGAGGAACUAGAGGGUAUUUAGCACCCGAAUGGGUUAGCAACCGUCCGAUAACCGUAAAGGUCGAUGUUUACAGUUACGGAAUGCUACUUUUGGAGAUUCUUGGUGGCCGAAGAAACCUCGACAUGUCUUACGAUGCCGAGGACUUCUUCUACCCCGGAUGGGCCUAUAAGGAGAUGACAAACGGAACGCCAAUGAAAGUCACGGAUAAACGACUAGGGAGUGCUGUUGACGAGGAACAACUGACCAGAGCGUUGAAAGUCGCCUUCUGGUGCAUUCAAGACGAGGUCAUCGUGAGGCCUUCGAUGGGGGAAGUGGUGAAAAUGCUCGAAGGGUCAAUGGAUAUCAACGCACCGCCCAUGCCUCAAACGGUAUUGGAACUGGUCGAGGAAGGCUUGGAACAGGUGUACAAGGCAAUGAAAAGGGAUUUCAAUCAGUCAAGCUCGUUUACCAUGACUACACAUCCAUCAUCUCUGGCUACAUGCAGUUAUUCAACAAUGUCCCCCAGAUGAUCUAUAAGAUCAAAAACCUAGCGUUGCGGCCGUACGUUAAUA